ACGUGACAUGACGUAGCGUUGAUUGAAAAUUCAAAAGCGAAGAAAGUUCAAGAAGCAAAAAUGAGAGAGAAAGAGAGAGAAACAGUAUGGAAAGCAAGAAUAGGAGUAGUAUUCAGUAUUUCUUAGCACGAGUGAGUAGAGUGUAGUCACUAGCACUAUCGCCAAUGGCAAUGUAGUGUUGGCCAGCACUAGAUCUAGAAAGGUGUUCAGUAUUUCUUCAACCACUGCCAUCAGAUUGUAUACUAGCAUUUGUGGAAAGAAAAAAGGCGUUCGUCGUCGACAAUGGAUGUUUGAAAGUAGGCGACAGGCAGGCCUGCUUGUAUCAAACCUACGCCCGUGUUCUUUCCGAAGUACUGUCUUCACAGCUGUUUCUGAAUCGAAUCAAUCUACAAGAUGUUUCAGAGGCGUCGCGGUGGACGUGGCGGGCUUGGUCUGCUGCUCCUACUAGGUCAAAUUGUUCAGAUGGGUGGCUUUUCAGGAGUGCCCGCUGCCACUCUGGGCCUGGUUGGCGUGAACGCGUACGUGUUUCUUCGCCCGUUUUCGCUGCCCUGGCACGUCACGCAGGCGAAUGUGAAUGUGUACGACGUGUGGUACAUGCACGACUGGAAGCGGCUGUUCCUCGCACCCUUCUUUCACGGUGACGAAUGGCAUCUCUAUUACAAUAUGGCGUCGUUCCUGUGGAAAGGCAAGACACUGGAGCCGGCGCUGGGCACGCCGGCCUUUCUCCUUCUGAACGCCGUGUUUGUAGGUUUGACCAGCAGUGUAUACGUUGCUCUCAAGUACGCGUGGUCGUUAAUGCAGCCGCAUCAAGCGUUUCAAAUCCUGCACCAAGGCGCGGUCGGCUACUCGGGUGUGAUCUUUGCACUGAAGGUGCUGACCACGCGCCGCAUGCCGUCCACGUCGCGCAUCGCCGUGUUUGGAUUCCUCUCCGUGCCUGCUCGCCUUGCCGUCUGGGUGGAGUUGUUUGUCAUAUCUCUCAUCAUGCCGAAUGCGUCUUUCUUAGGUCACCUGGCCGGUAUUCUAGUUGGUCUUGCCUACGUCAAGCUUGACGGAGACAACCUGCUGCGCAAGAUCAUGAAUGCUGUGCUAGGCAGGGGGCAAGGCCUGCGAUGGCAGCAACGCCGACCUGGAAAUGGUGGAGGCCGCAGUCGUACAGAGCCAGACUCUGACGAUGAGCGUUACACGGCCGAAUACAGUGCAGCGCUGGCAGCAAGCCUGUCUCCCGCAGACCGCGAGGUGCAGACGCGAGCACGCACGGCCGCCCUGUCACGCUACGAGCAGCAGAACAGAAUAGGCUUGCCGCCGCUCAGUACGAGUACCCGUCACCGUGGGACGCGAUCGUCGGCACAUGACAAUGCCCCGGCCGUCACUACCACUGCACCUCCCGACGCAGGCUACUCUACCGGCAGUGUUAAUGAUGGCGGCAACAGCCCACGUCGGCCAGCAGCCUACGCACGCUCCCACUCCGGCUUUGACCAGGACGACAUGGAUCUGGCCAUGGCUAGCAGCCUGUCGGAAGCCGAGCACACACCGUCUACGUCAACCCAGUCCUCCGUCAAUGCGGAGUGUGACCCGCUGGUACAAGAAGCUAUCUUACAGAGUCUGGAUGGGAACAGAUCUAAUGCAAGAUCUGGUGACGUGCCGAACUCUAUAGGCUUUGAUGGUGUGCAGCAUCAUGCGUCCGAAGGCAUCCGUCCGUCAGCACCCCUGGAGGAAGAUUGCUCACUGCCUGAGGUUGUACCACAAUCAGAGACACAUGAUGUUAGCUGGUCUACACCGGCUGAUACACAACCACCUGGUAGCACCAGAUUAGAUAGAGACAACGACUCUUCCGUAAGAGAAGCCAGGUUGAGACGUUUUCAGCGUUAGCGGCUAGGUGUCUGUGGCGAGGCCAGUGUUCUCAGGAAAAGGGCAGAAGAGUGUGCAGGGCCGACGUAGGCCGUCUCUUUGCCUAUCUCUCUCUCUCCCCCCCCCCCCCCCCCCCCCCCCCCUCUCUCUCUCUCUUUCUCCCUUUCUCCAUCUGUUUAUGGAUAGGCAUGUCUGUUGUUAGGAAUUGGUUUGGAAUAUCUUUUGAGCACUUGAAGAAUUGACUUGAUGUUCUGUUGCCUAUCAGGUCUCAGCCGAAACACACUGCAAUUUUUUUAAAGAUAUGCUUUUUAUUUACUUGCUGGAGUGGUGUGUCACUGGUUUUUUUAUAGCUUUCUUGACUCUCUCUCUCUCUCUCUCUCUCUCUCUCUCUCUCUCUCUCUCUCUCUCUCUCUCUCUCUCUCAUACACACACACAUCCACACACACACACGCACGCGCACGCGCACCUUUUCAAGCUUUCAUAAUUAUUAUGCUCUUAUUUUCAGUGUGCGCUGCUUUUUUCCCUGCUUUCUCUGUGUAGCAAUGGUUGUUAGUGUUGUGUUGCUGGUGAACGAAUUGUAGCCUCUACCUAAAAUCCCACUAGUAUUUUUGUCCUUGUGAAUGUGUAGACCAGUCUUCUUUUUGUUCCCUCUCGUUGGUCCUAUAGGUGGAUCCUCGUCACAUCUGUGUUGAAGUGGCUAUGUGCUUGCUCUCCAACCAGGACUAGGACAAACUUGGUGGCAUUUGAACACAUACCCAGAAUUAAUGGCAACACGAAAAGUCGAAAAUUUCCCUGUUGGCCUUGGUUGGGCUGCCACUUU
Sycon ciliatum is the source of this 2668-nucleotide messenger RNA. RefSeq names its product rhomboid-related protein 4-like. Gene Ontology annotation, molecular function: serine-type endopeptidase activity. Gene Ontology annotation, cellular component: membrane. The transcript is spliced from 3 exons. NCBI's taxonomy places the organism in Eukaryota, Metazoa, Porifera, Calcarea, Leucosolenida, Sycettidae. Bases 394 to 1869 code for a protein of 491 amino acids. The record is from RefSeq and is a predicted model, not a curated record.